CAGAAAUAGCGCUAUUAGCGUCUCCCCGAACGCACCAUAUCAGUGCAUUGCAGUGCAUUUCCGGCCAAUGGCUCUGGUCAGUCUGGUGGCUGUACGCUGUGCUCCGUUCAGAUCGUUAUUAGAUUUUUGGACAUAAACAGAAACGCUGUUUUAACAAACAUGGCGAGGUAUUCCAGUGACUCGGACUCGGACCACAGUAGCAGAUAUCGAAGGAAGCGAAAUCGAAAGUCAAGAUCUAGCAGCUCGGAUAGCAGUGAAUCCUCACCACAUCGAAGGCGAGCCUCAAAACAUUCUAAAACAAAGCGUAAACAUCGAUCGCACUCAAGAAGUAGAGGAAGAGAUCGGAAUUCAAAGAACCAUAAAGGAUCCAGGAGCAGUCAUUCGAGAGACAGAGAUAAAAGACGUUACCGUUCUAGCACAGGUAGAUCAUAUUCUUCGGACCGUACAAGAAGAAAAGCUAGAUCUACAUCUAGAGAAAAGUCACGAAGUCCUUCCAGCAGUUCACAAUCGAAUCAACCAAAGGUUAAUACAGAGAAAAGCCAAGUCUUAACGACAAAAGAUGAUUUUCCUAUUGAACCACGUUUCAAAGAUAGUGUACUCGAAGAAAUAAACGCUGAAGGUUUCACUCCUAAGCAGUUCACUUCGUCUGCUACCAAGGAGAGUAAAUUUAAAAAUAUCGUAAUAGACAUUAGUUCAGAUACCAUACAAGUUCCACUAGUAUCUAACGUUGCCAGUGGCCCAGAAAGCAUAUUUCAUACAUCAAUUAUGAUGGAUCAAGAAGCAAGAUUCGACAAAUGGGUGAAAAAACUCUACACUCUUAGACAGAAAGCUAUAGCUGACUUGACACAUACAAAUAUUACGGAUGAAUGGGAUAUGAUGAAAAGAAAACUACGAAAAUUAGAGGAACAGCCAAUAAAUCUGCAGCAACUGGAAGCAGCAUUGCGUCGAAUAUGAUGGGAAAUUCCUCAGACUUCAAUUAGAGUUUGCAUCAAUAUGCAUGGAUGUUUACAAGAGAUCAUCCGAAAACGAGGCGGAAAUACACAAUUUUAAAGAGCAAAUACAUCUCCACAUAUCUCCCCCCACACACACACGCGCGCAAAAUUGGAGCCGUGUUCGUAUAUUACUGCCAGUUGUUAGUACAGUAUAGUAACGGGAACCAUAGACUUUCAGUACUGGCAGUCAACUGGCAAUAAUAUACGAACAUGGCCUGAGUCAGCAACCUUCCCAUGGUGCGCAUUAAGUAAUGCUAAUGCUGGCGAUAAUAGAAUAAAAUGCAUAGGUAAGUUUGAUACACUGUACCUCCUCGAAAAAAAAUCGUACAAAGCUUAAUUUUUUUUUAAGAGAAAUUUUUUUUGUAAGAGAAAAGUCUACAUUGUACAAUGGUUAUCAUGAUAUUUACGAAAAAAAUUUACUCUACCCUGUAGAGUGCGUCAAAUUUCUGUGCAAAUUUCUUAAAAAGAAAACACGUCCUUAUUUAUUA
Mycetomoellerius zeteki is the source of this 1480-nucleotide messenger RNA. RefSeq names its product micronuclear linker histone polyprotein. Bases 160 to 954 code for a protein of 264 amino acids. NCBI's taxonomy places the organism in Eukaryota, Metazoa, Arthropoda, Insecta, Hymenoptera, Formicidae. The record is from RefSeq and is a predicted model, not a curated record. The transcript has 5 exons.